GCGGGUCGUCGGUCGGGGUGCGGGUGUUCGCCGUGGGCCGCUAUCAGGUCACUCUGGAGGAGGCGCUCGCAGAAGGCGGAUUUUCCACUGUGUUCCUGGUGCGGACAAAUGGUGGAAUUCGAUGCGCAUUGAAGCGAAUGUAUGUAAAUAACGUGCCAGACCUCAACAUCUGCAAAAGAGAAAUAACCAUUAUGAAAGAGUUAUCCGGACACAAGAAUAUCGUGGGUUACUUGGACUGCGCAGUUAAUUCCGUUAGUGAUAACGUAUGGGAAGUACUUAUCUUAAUGGAGUAUUGUCGAGCGGGGCAGGUGGUGAAUCAGAUGAACAAGCGGCUACAGACAGGUUUUACCGAGCCAGAGGUGCUGAGGAUAUUCUGUGACACCUGUGAAGCUGUUGCCAGGUUACAUCAGUGUAAAACUCCUAUAGUUCAUCGGGAUCUGAAGGUAGAGAAUAUUUUGUUAAAUGAUGGUGGAAACUAUGUUCUCUGCGACUUUGGAAGUGCCACAAAUAAAUUCCUUAAUCCUCAGAAAGAUGGGGUUAAUGUUGUAGAAGAAGAAAUUAAAAAGUAUACGACUCUGUCAUACAGAGCACCUGAAAUGAUCAACCUUUAUGGAGGAAAAUCCAUCACCACCAAGGCUGACAUCUGGGCACUGGGCUGCUUAUUGUAUAAACUUUGCUUCUUCACUCUUCCUUUUGGAGAGAGUCAGGUUGCUAUUUGUGAUGGAAGCUUUACCGUCCCAGACAAUUCCCGUUACUCUCAUCAUGUACACUGCCUAAUAAGAUACAUGCUUGAACCUGAUCAAGAACAGAGACCUGAUAUCUUCCAAGUGUCCUACUUUGCUUUUAAACUUGCCAAAAAGGAUUGUCCAGUCUCCAACAUCAGUAAUUCUUCUGUCCCUUCAGCUCUUCCUGAACCCAUGACCGUAAGUGAGGCAGCUGCUAAGAAAAGCCAAAUAAAAGCCAGAAUCACAGAUACCAUAGGACCAACAGAAACCUCAAUCGCACCAAGACAGAGACCAAAGGCCAAUUCCAGUUCUGCCGCUCCUGGUGUGCUGACAAUCCAGAGCUCGGCAACCCCUGUCAAAGUACCUGUUCCCGGAGGACUGAGACCUGGAAAUGGUCAGGAGAUCUUGCUGACCCAGGGAUCCAAUCAGCAUCCUCCACAACAACAUAGAGUUCUCCAGCAGCUGCAGCAGGGAGACUGGAGACUGCAGCAACUUCAUCACUUACAACCUCCUCAUCAUCACCACCACCAGCAGCAACAGCAGCAGCAGCAGCAACAACUUCAGGAUGCUUACAGGCAGCAGCAGUACCAACAAGUAAUGCAGCAGCAGAUGCUUCAGCAGCAGUUUUUAAUGCAGUCUGUGUAUCAGCAGCCACCUCCUGCGUCCCAGUACCCCGCCAUGAUGCAGCAAUACCAGCAAACGUUCUUACAGCAGGGGGUCCUUGCAAAACAACAGCAGCCUCCACAGCAGCAGUCACCCGAGUAUCUCACCUCCCCGCAAGAGUUCUCACCAGCCGUGACCCCCUUCACCUCAUCUCUUCCAGCCCAAGGAGCCGCGGCGGACUCCUCGUACAGCGCCAACAGGCCAGCCGUUCCCGAGGCCGAGGCAGUUGCAAAUUUCCCAAAUCAAAACAUCAGUAACCCGCCUGACAUGUCAGGCUGGAAUCCAUUUGGAGAGGAUAAUUUCUCCAAGCUAACAGAAGAGGAGCUGCUGGACCGAGAAUUUGACCUUCUGAGAUCAAAGAGGUUCGAGGAGCGAUCAUCCUCAGAUAAGAAUAUAGAUCUUCUUUCUACUCCACAGAACCACCCUCCAGAAGAUCCCUUUGGUUCUGUUCCUUUCAUUUCUCACUCAGGUUCUCCCGAAAAGAAAGCCGAACAGUCACCCAGCAGCCAAGACAGUAGCGUAGGGACCCCCCCGGAGGGCAGCCCAGCCGAUCGGGAGCCCCGCGAUCCCCGGGCCGGAAAGAGAACGGCGGAAAUCCGCCCGGCCCCCGGGCGGACGCAGAAGGGCGGCGACGAGUCGGAGAGCGACUUCGAGUCGGACCCCCCCUCCCCCAAGAGCAGCGAAGACGAGGAGCAGGACGAAGGAGCGCUCCGGGGGGAAGCGGGAGACUUCAACGACGAGGACACCGAGCCGGAGAACUUGGGGCACAGACCCCUCCUCAUGGACUCGGAAGAGGAGGAGGAGGAGGAGGAGGAGGAGGAGGAGGAAGAGGAGGACAAACACAGCUCCGAUUCGGACUCCGACCGCCUCAAGGGCACGUACGCGGAGCUGGGCCCCGACCGCGGCGGAUACGGGGCGAGAUCCGGCGGCGGGGGGGACGGGGGCCCCGGCGUCGCCCCCUCCGCCCGCCCCCACCCCCCGCCCGCCCCGGGGCCGGAGGUGGACGUGUUCGGGGCCGUCCCGUUCUCGGCGCUGCGGGUCCGGCAGCCGCGGCAGAGGGAGAAGGGCGAGCGGGAUUUCCCCCUCGAGGCCGCCUUCCCGAGGGUCAGCCCCGAGCCGGAUGAAUUCGACGUGUUCACGAAGGCUCCUUUCAGCAGGAAGGCGGCGCCCCGGGACUGCCGGGCGGCGGGGCCCGAGGCCCAGAGCCCGCCCGCCCGCCCGCGCGGCGUGGACGUGUUCGGGUGCACCCCCUUCUGGCCCCUGCCCGCCUCCGCCGGGCAGAACGAGAGCAGAGAGGACCUCUUCGGGCUGGUGCCGUUCGAGGAGAUCGCCGGCGGCCCGCAGCCGAGGGCCAAGCAGCGCAGCCUGCAGAAGCUGACCUCCCGCCAGAGGCGCCACAAACAGGAGGCGGCCAAGAGCAACGGGAAGCGGCACCACGGCACCCCGACGAGCGCCAGGAAGACCCCCAAACCCUCCUACCGCACGCCGGAGAGGGCCCGGAGGCACAAGAAGGUCGGCCGGCGAGACUCCCAAAGCAGCAACGAGUUCCUGACCAUAUCGGACUCCAAGGAGAACAUCGGCGUGGCCCUGAGCGACGGCAAGGACCGAGGCCGGCCCCUGGCGGCCGAGGAGAGCCCCCUGGACCCCUUCGGCGCCAAGCCCUUCCACCCGCCGGACCUGGCGCGCCACCCCUCCUACCCGGGCCUGGCCGACCACCGGCCCGAGCCCGGGGCCGCGGGCCCCCCCGGGAGGCCGAGGCCCAGCUCCCUGCACGGGCCGUUCCUCGGGGCCGACGGGUCGAAGACGGACGACUUCGGGGCGGUGCCCUUCACGGAGUUGGUGGUUCGGGGCGUCCCGCCCCCUCAGCCCCAGCCCCCGGCCCCGGCGGGAGAGGUCGAUCCCUUCGGGGCCGCCCCGUUCCCUUCCAAACAGUAGACGCUUCCGGCGGGCUCCUUUCUCGCGGCGACUGCGGCUUCGAAGGGGAGGGAUUGUCCAUUCUCGCCGGCGGGCCGGAAAGUGGCUCGGACCCCUCCGGGCCCCGGCGACUCGGGAAGGACUGGGGGGGG
Messenger RNA from Ornithorhynchus anatinus (platypus), 3454 nucleotides. It is a transcript of the gene BMP2K, whose product is annotated as BMP2 inducible kinase. Lineage: Eukaryota; Metazoa; Chordata; Mammalia; Monotremata; Ornithorhynchidae. Gene Ontology annotation, biological process: protein phosphorylation. The coding region runs from base 138 to 3323 and encodes 1061 amino acids. The transcript is spliced from 16 exons. Gene Ontology annotation, molecular function: protein kinase activity; ATP binding. The record is from RefSeq and is a predicted model, not a curated record.